AUGGUGCUGGUCAGGGCGUGGGUGAAGGGGGAGCUGGAAGGCAUCCUGCAGGUCGGCAUGAACGCGCCGCCCGUUACGUCUCGACGAAUUCGCACUCGCCGGCAGCACGUCCAGUGCGUCGAGGUCAACGAGGGGUGCAGCGGGCUGAAGAUCAAUGACGGGGAGACCAUGGUGUGGUGUUUCGUCACCAAGCAGGGCAUGGAAAAGUUCCUCUUGGACGGAAAGAACCCGACCUUCGCCAGCCUGAACAACAAGACCAUCACCAUCGACGACUGGGAGUUCUCGUCGAUAAACGUGCUGUGUCCGACCUUCGACGAGAAGAAGGCGAAAGCCAAUGGCCAUAUCUGUAUCCUGAUCAACAAGUUUGCGCUGUUCGGCGGCGAGCGUACCACCACGAUCGGGAAGCCGACGGACCUCGGGGAGGGGAACCGAGAGCUUCGCGCCAUCUGGCGCGCCCUUUCCAACCCCAAAGACCUGGUGCGAGCCCUGGCGCGCGGCCAAGGGCUGACCGACCUACGAGACAUUGACGGGGUGGUGAUGAAUGCUCCAGACCCGGAGUUGCAGGGGCUCUCUUGGGGAGACGUAGAGCCGGCGCUCAUGGUGAUUCCGACGACGGUGUCGCCGCCACCGCCGAGCAGCCAGCCACAGCCCAAGGAACCCGUCGGGACCUCAGCGGGGGGGAUGCGGUCACCGGCGGCAGACCGUGGCAGUAACGGUGGCGGCGGCGGUGGCGGAGGAGAAGAGUCUCUCCUCGACAUGACGCAACAAAGCCUCGGGAUGGACUACGACGAUGGCGACUUCGGGGGAGGGGAUGGCGACUUCCACACCCAAGCGCCGUCCGCUGGAAACGUAUUCAGCCAGGAAGAAAUGGACAUGCUCCCGGCGUCGCCGACCCCUUCGUCGCCGCCGCCCUCGCCGGGGACACGUGGCGGCGGCGGCGGCGGCGGUGGUGGUGCUGCUGGGAGAGCGGCAGUGGCAUCGGACGGUGGGCGGGCAGGCUCGACGAGAGAAGAAACUGUUGCAGGAUCGCCGGACGUCGUGCCGCACCUCGUCGGGGGGGACAACGCGGACGAGGACGAGCCACUCGGGCAGGGGGGUGGCGGGCAGGGGGCGCGAGCGGCACGCACUGGUGGCAACGAGGCCGCAGGUAACCGGACAGCUGCUAACGGAAACCAGCCAGCAGCAGCGGCAGCAGCAGGAGGGAAUGGCAAGAGGAAGCGAGAGCAGCAGCAGGAGGAGGGAGAAGAGGAGGAGGAGGAGGAAGAGGAAGGUACGGACCCGAUCCCAGUUGGGUUCACCCAACUGGACGUUGCGCCCAGGGACGGGGCGUUGGAGCUAUCGGAGCCGCGACAAAACGGAGGAGAGAAGGACAACGGCGACGAGGAGGUGGAGAAGGAGAAGGAAGAGGAGGAGGAGGAGGAGGAGGAGGAGGAGGAGGAAGAACGAAUAGGAGGAUCGCGUCGAACAGCCCCGGCUGCGCGUGCAGCAGCGGGCUGGGCCUGA
Messenger RNA from Ectocarpus siliculosus, 1503 nucleotides. The record is from the annotation of a GenBank genome assembly. Lineage: Eukaryota; Phaeophyceae; Ectocarpales; Ectocarpaceae.